Molecule: messenger RNA, 5103 nt
Organism: Athene cunicularia (burrowing owl)
Lineage: Eukaryota; Metazoa; Chordata; Aves; Strigiformes; Strigidae
Gene: KCNN3
Product: potassium calcium-activated channel subfamily N member 3
Exons: 7
Coding region: 75-1331 (418 amino acids)
Biological process (GO): potassium ion transmembrane transport
Cellular component (GO): plasma membrane; neuronal cell body; neuron projection
Molecular function (GO): small conductance calcium-activated potassium channel activity; calmodulin binding
Source: RefSeq, a predicted model, not a curated record
GUGGCCAGCACGGGCAGGGUCCUGUGGCCACGUCCCCCCCUAACCCCUGCCCUGCUCUCGCCUUGCAGGACUCCAUGUUCUCCCUGGCCCUGAAAUGCCUUAUCAGCCUCUCCACCGUCAUCCUCCUGGGCCUCAUCAUCGCCUACCACACGCGGGAGGUGCAGCUCUUUGUGAUCGACAACGGAGCCGACGACUGGCGGAUAGCGAUGACGUAUGAACGCAUCCUCUACAUCAGCCUGGAGAUGCUGGUUUGUGCCAUACACCCCAUCCCUGGGGAGUACAAAUUUUUCUGGACAGCCCGCCUGGCUUUCUCCUACACGCCUUCUCGGGCAGAGGCGGACGUGGACAUCAUCUUGUCCAUCCCCAUGUUCCUGCGCCUCUACCUGAUCGCUCGGGUGAUGCUGCUGCACAGCAAGCUCUUCACCGACGCCUCCUCGCGCAGCAUCGGGGCGCUCAACAAGAUCAACUUCAACACCCGCUUCGUCAUGAAGACUCUCAUGACCAUCUGCCCCGGGACGGUGCUGCUGGUCUUCAGCAUUUCCCUCUGGAUCAUCGCGGCGUGGACGGUCCGGGUGUGCGAGAGGUACCACGACCAGCAGGACGUAACCAGCAACUUCCUGGGUGCCAUGUGGCUCAUCUCCAUCACCUUCCUCUCCAUCGGCUACGGCGACAUGGUCCCGCACACCUACUGCGGGAAAGGUGUCUGCCUGCUCACCGGCAUCAUGGGUGCCGGCUGCACGGCGCUGGUGGUGGCUGUGGUGGCCAGGAAGCUGGAGCUCACCAAAGCUGAGAAGCACGUCCACAACUUCAUGAUGGACACGCAGCUGACGAAGCGGAUCAAGAACGCAGCAGCCAACGUCCUGCGGGAAACGUGGCUCAUCUAUAAACACACCAAGCUGCUGAAGAAGAUCGACCACGCUAAAGUCAGGAAGCAUCAGAGGAAAUUCCUACAAGCCAUUCACCAGUUGCGGAGCGUGAAGAUGGAGCAGAGGAAGCUGAGCGACCAAGCCAACACCCUGGUUGACCUCUCAAAGAUGCAGAACGUGAUGUACGACCUCAUCACCGAGCUCAACGACCGCAGCGAGGACCUGGAGAAGCAGAUCAGCAGCCUGGAGUCCAAGCUGGAGCAGCUCAGCGCCAGCUUCAACUCCCUGCCCCUGCUGAUGGCCGACAUGCUGCGCCAGCAGCAGCAGCGCCUGCUCGCCGCCGUCCUGGAGGCGCGGGGGGUCAGCGUGCCGGUGGGCACCCCCCAAACUCCUCUCUCCGAGAGCCCCAUCGGGGUCAGCUCCACCUCCUUCCCCACCCCUUACACGAGCUCAAGCAGCUGCUAAAACGCAGCCCCUCAGUCCCCCACGGACAGGGGAAGCGUUUCCACGUAGGUCCCGAGGUCUCCACGGACUUUCUUCUGGUCCUCGAACCACCGCAGGACCCUUCGGCCGGAGCUGGUGGGACCAGCAGUGCCGAGCGAUGCUCGGAGCUUUGCCAACGCCUUGGUAUCGGGAAUCGCAUCCCCAUUCAGGUGCCUCUACACGUGGUGAAGGAAGGGGACGGGAGGCGACGCCUCGGGCGAGCCUGCGCCGCGGCGUCCGGUGGCGGACGGAAAACCCACGCUCAAUCUCAGGUCUUCACAUUUGAAAACAAAACCAACAAGUCAGAAGCACUGAAGCAACGGAGACACCAGAAGGAGAGUUUUCCUCCCCUGCGUGGACCCCGCCGGGGGACGGGGUGCUCCCCUCGCCCCCUGCCCCUCUCACCAUCGCAAAGCCCCCCUGGGCAGAUGCCAGCGUGGUGGUUUCUUGCACAGGCUCUGACCUACGCUGCCCGCGCUCCAUCCCACCUCCUUACCAGGACCCGCACGAACCGCCCCUCCUCGCAUUGCCGGGUGGGUGACCAGUGUCUGGCCGUAACCUCCCCGGGGGGAGUGUUUUCUGCCCGGGCAGAACAAGAGAUGCUUCUUCUUUCUGGUCCUCGGUGUCAUAUUCUGCCUGGAGACACGUGCCAGAGCCGGGAAAGCAGUGCCUCAAGCGUGCGGGGAUGCGGGGCUGGGCAGAGCUGCCCCCAGCCAACGCGGUGAUGGCCAGUGACGGGGCUGGCGGGCCAGCCCGGGCGCAGGGGGGGUGGUCUCCCGGUGCUCACAUCCCCAGCAUUUUGGGAAGCCAGCAGGCUCUUUGCAACGGCCUCAAAACUGCCGGAUGAAAAACUCCAUCAGCUACAACCGCCUCCGCUCGCAGCGGGAACGUCCGCGCUCGAGCCCAGCCGGCAGCGCCAAAUUCACCGAGGUCGAGCGGGAGCUCGCUGGCAAGUGAGGUGGUAGCGGGGGCAGGCGCUUCAUCUGUUUAAAACAAAUCCCGUCGCCUUCGGGCCGCUUCUGCUGGGCUCGGUGGGGAUCAGCAGCACCGGCCGGCGCCGUCUCGGCAACGGUGCCGGUGCUCGGUAUUAGCCGCCGCCUGUGCCUGCCAAAGCGCAGCCCCUCGUGCUUUUUCUUUUUUUUUUUUCUUUUUAUUGUCGGCGUUCAGCUUCCUGAGGUACCCUUGCAUCACCUGGCUACUUCUGGAACCAGCCAUUUUCCAUUCUGUUUUCACCAUUUCGCCUUUUUUUUUCCUCCCCAGUGCUGCCCGGGGGUCAUGUUCAGGCUCUGCUGGGUCCUUGCCUGGAGCCCUGCCCACUGCUGCUGGGCUCCAGCUUUGGGGCUGGUGUUUGCUGCUUUUAAUGAAAACCCAGCAGAGGCUAUUUAUAUAUUUUUAAACAGAUGAAGUAACCGUGUAAUUACUCCGCGAUAUUAAUUACACCUCGCCCAGCAGUGUCAGUAAUUGUAAUCAAAGUCACUGUGUUACUCCAGGUAUACUCAGCCUGUAAACUCCUUUGUAACUCUUUCCCUUCCAUAAGUAACGCUGGAUUUCGUGCGCACGUAGGCAGGGACAUAUCAGCCCGAUGCCGAGGAAUUUCUGUGCAAAACUCCACUUGCUGCUGGUGGUAGGUGGUUUACUCCUUGUGCCCUGCAAUUAAACGUACAUGGAAAACAAGCGGUAGCUAGCGAGGAGCGCUCCCCCCUGCCGGUCCCAGCCAGUGGCAGGAGGAGGAGGAGGAGGAGGAGGAGGAAGGCUGCAAGGUGACGACAGCAGGAGUGCUGCAGAAUGAGCUCCUGGUGCUGCAGAGGUGGUUGCGUGGAGCCCAUGGGUAGCAGGGUAGCGAGCCACGGUUGUUCCCAUCGCAUUCAGGGAGGAAAGGAGACGCACGGCGCUCGCUGCCAGCCUUUUCUGGUCCUCAGCCGGCAGGAGAUACUCGGCUUCUGGGAACGAGCUGCUCUUCCCCUCUUCCAAGCUUUUGUCAUUAGUGUAAUUGCAGGGUGGGCAGGAUGGCUGGGAGAGCGUCGCUGCCUUGGCAGCCCCCCAAGGUCUGUUCUUAGCCCUGCUGCUGCUCCCUGUGUGCCUACAGGUGACCCUCAGCCCUACCUCCCCGGCAGGACGAGCUUCUGCCCACCUCAGAGAGGAGGUUUCCAGCGUGGCAAUGGAGAAAAGGUUGCAAACGCUGAGAAUGAGCCUGAAACAACGUGGUGACUCCACUGGCCUGCGGGCAGCCAGAGGAGAAAAACCCUUCCACGCCUCUCCGGGGGUUCGGGCAGGAACAAACUGCCGCGUGCGAUGGGGCUGUGCAGGGGGCGAGGUGCAGAGUUGUAUCCUAGAGCGUCAGAGAGCCGGAGGAAGCGUUGCUGCUUGAGAAUUGAUGCCGCCUUACGGGCUAAUGAUCAAAUCUGGGAAAUCAAACUGAGUGAGAUGAGACCAGGCACUGUCAGCUUGCUGGGCCCUGAGGCGCCGGAGGGUCGUGAAGGACCAGUGGUGAGAGCUUCGGGAUGGCAACUGGUGCAAGAGAUGUUUGUUUUGGGGCAGAGCUGCUGCUUCAGCAGGAUUUCACCAAGGGCUGACAGGAGCUGGGCUGGGGCGGUGUGAUCUCUGCACCUCACACCCCACCCCCUGCAUCCCCCAGCCUCACCCCUGCACAGGCUGCACCCCAAACAGCCGCUCUGCCCGAGACCUCGCGGCCCUGGCUCUGCACCCUGUGCUCUGCACCUUUCACCCUGCAUCCUGCGCGCCCCUGCACCCCCCAUCCCACCCCCUGCAUCCCAUGCACCCUGCAGCCCCCACCUCCUCCCGCACCCCCAUAUUCCACCCACACCCCUGCCAGUGCUUCAACACCGGUGCCGGUAGCCCAGCCCCACUGCCCCGAGCACCGGUCUCACCGGACCCCACCAAAGCCGGCACCGGGACUAACCCCCACCCAGCCCCGCUGCCGGGACCGGGGAACCACCCCAGUGCCACAGACAUGGGGGGGAGCCCCCAGCACCCCAGCAUGGCCCAGUCCACAGCAUCCCUCGGUGCUGGGGGGCUCUGGGCCCGGGGUGCCCGCCUGGAGCUGCCGCCCUGCUCCAUCCAAGCAGCUCUCGGUCCCCGGCAGCGGAGCAGCCUCAGUGCCGACAGCAGCCCCCGGCUCACGCCCAGGGGAACGUGGCAGCUCGAGCUGGAGUGUCCCUUCGUGGCAGCAGCUGGCAGAGCUCCGGUAAACAGCUCCGGUAAAUGCUCCCCAGCCGGUGCUUGUCUACACACCUGAGAAUGUCAUUGGAGCCUGCGGCCCCGAAGGGCAUCGGGGACAAGUGGAGAGAAGAGCUGGGACCAGCGACCGAGGUGGAGGAAAAGUACAAGAACAAAACUGCGAUGCAGAGUUAUAAUCCCAAAGAGAUGCCGACCUCCUGCAGCUGGGAAGCAUCCGACCCCACGCACCGGCGGGGCUGAACCCCGAAGCCCCUCCAGGACCCACCUAGCCACAGCCAGUCUCAUUUUUGGCACAGCCUCAUUUGGGGUUUUUUUUUUGUUUUUUUUUUCUUUUGCUCCACAAACCUCCUCCCUGCGCUGCCUGUGAGGAAACGUCCUAGAAACGCCAGAAAAUUACCACGGCCUCUCUGCAGACUCACAGACGUUUCUGUCCAGACUUAAGGAGCUUCGACCUGGGUUUGCAUCUUGCCUCUGUACUGCUCGCUUCUUUUUUAACAAUAGGGGAAAGCAUAAUAGUUUAUUUUAACUAUGAAAUAUAUUGCUAUAUUAUAAAGGU